AUCAUCGAGUAUUAUCACAUCAUGGAUUCCGUUUGGUGGAUUUGAGACUCGCUGUAAUCGUAGCAAUCGAUGGGUGUCGAAGGGGAAGACCGAAGCAAAAAAUGAUCGCGUCUCGUCCCUUCGAUGAUGACGGCUACAUUGGCUACGAUCCUCGCCCCCGUCUCAUCAAUUUGACUCGUUCUCCAACUUCGACGCUGGCUCAGUCAAGGACUCGGUCUGUGACUCGUCGCCAAUAUUUAGCAGUCAAUCAUACAGCUCUAGAGCUAACGUGUUCGUAUCUCAGCCGCUUCUUGAGACUCCGUCGCUGCCACCAAUCGGUGGCGGUGGUGGUGGAUUCUCAGAAUUCUCAGCUGAGGGGAGCGGAAACGAUCUCGACGGUAGUGUUUUGGUAACCAAAAUGUAGUGAAAAGCCGAAAAAAAAAAAAAUAUUUUC
This is a messenger RNA of Rubroshorea leprosula, 433 nucleotides long. Lineage: Eukaryota; Viridiplantae; Streptophyta; Magnoliopsida; Malvales; Dipterocarpaceae. The record is from the annotation of a GenBank genome assembly.